Megalobrama amblycephala (Wuchang bream) is the source of this 1996-nucleotide messenger RNA. It is a transcript of the gene fkbp6, whose product is annotated as FKBP prolyl isomerase 6. The coding region runs from base 299 to 1291 and encodes 330 amino acids. The record is from RefSeq and is a predicted model, not a curated record. The transcript is spliced from 8 exons. NCBI's taxonomy places the organism in Eukaryota, Metazoa, Chordata, Actinopteri, Cypriniformes, Xenocyprididae. Gene Ontology annotation, molecular function: protein binding; peptidyl-prolyl cis-trans isomerase activity.
UCCGUAGCAUCCUUACGUAGGCCCACGCCCUUGCUUCCAGGCAGUUGUGGGUGAAAAAAUGGGCUGCUGUGGACUUAGAGCAAUUCGUUUUUAAGUUUUAGUAAGCCUCUUUCCCGUCAACCAGUAAACUGUUUUUUAAAAACAGUGUAGAUAUGUGACCUAACAACACCUGCAUCUUGAGGCAUGACGGACGCUAGUUGGCGCAAGCGUCACGCACACUAGCAGCACCAGAUUCUGACACCAAUUCAUUUGCAGAAAUACCGCAUCAAAAAGUGUGUUGCCUCAAAACAUAUGCACAAUGUCAACAAACGGCAGGACCUCGAGAAUAUUACAAUUUAUGGCCCCAGAUGAGCGGCGUCAGUUUGGAAUCGAGACUCCUUUCCAACGUCUGGCUUGGCAAAUGCAAGACGUAUUAGGGGAUGGAGGAAUUCUCAAAGAGGUCGUCCAUGCAGGGGAAGGUCCUCCCGUACCCAUGCAUGCCUCUGUAUCAAUUCAUUUCUCUGGUUUCAUUGAGUACUCUGACGCACCAUUUGAGACCACCAACCACCUCAAAUAUCCACGUAUGAUGAAGCUUGGUAGAGAUGUUACUUUGUAUGGCCUUGAGCUCGGUCUUCUUACUAUGAAGAAAGGCGAGUUCUCUCGUUUUCUCUUCAAGCCCAAGUAUGCCUAUGGGGACCUUGGGUGCCCCCCACACAUACCUCCAUUAGCCACAGUCCUCUAUGAGGUGCACGUCCUUGAUUUUCUGGACUCAGCACAAGUGGAUGAAUUCAUGGAUUUGACUAUGGAAGAGCAAAACACUGUUCCUCUGUCAACCUUGCUCAAUGUGCUGGAAACACAGCGGAGCUUUGGCAACCUCUGCUUCAAUAAGAAGCGCUAUGAAGAUGCUCGAGAGAGAUACAAGCAGGCCAUGACACUUUUGCAGAAUCGUGAGCCAGUGGAUGAUGAAGAGAAGAAGCGUCUUGAGGAAAUAAAGUUGCUUUUCCUGCUCAACCUCUCACUCACGUACCUCAAACUGGAGAAACCCCAGAAGGCCCUUUGCUUUGGUCAGAAAGCACUGGACAUCAACCCCCAGAACACUAAAGCUCUCUUCCGCUGCGGCCAGGCCUGUUUGGAGAUGAACGACUAUGAGAAAGCACAGGAUUACCUUACACUUGCUCAGGCGAAAAAGCCGUUUGACCCUGACAUCAACACCUUGCUGAAAAAGCUUGCUCUCUGCUACAAGGACUAUUUGGACAAAGAGAAAGAGAUGUGCACCAAGAUGUUCUCGGGUUUAAAGCGGAGAGAAAAGUGAAGCCGUGUGCAGCUUUCAGUGUACAUAGUAGUGGUCUUCAUCGUUUUUCAAACCCUUCAGAUUGACCACAAGUGGGCAGUAUAAACCCAACCAAUUCUAAUUUUGGUUUCAGUGGCCAACAUUUCAUCAAAUGUUGUCUUACUUUUAAUUGAUUGUUUAAUUUUAUUUUGCAUUAUUUUGUUUUUGCCAGCAAAAUAUAUACAUUAUUUGCCUCAGCUCUUAGCAUUAUGUUCUGUAUGUUACUUUAAGAUAAGCUUUAUUAUAACAGUACAACUUUUGCAGUAUUAUUAAGUAUUAUGUUCAAAACUCUAUAUGGAGCAUCAGGAUGUUUUCCAGGUGCACUGUUUGUAGUUUCAGAAGUCAUAUAGAGUGUUUAAUUACUUUAAUCUAUUUGUCAUGCUCUCAAUUUAUUUAUUUAAUUUUUUUGUAGGCCAUGCAAAGUCUGUGCCUGUUUGUUUUAUUUUUUUUACUUAUGUUCACACUAAUUCCACUGUGACUACUGUCAUCACUGACAGACUAUUUUGUGUGUUAAAUUUUGAAGUUAACAUGUAAACAUUAAGAUGUUCAACCUUGCUCUGUGUUUUGAAUUUACCAUAGAUUUAUAUGGAAAGUAAUAAUAUCAUAUAAGAUUGAAAAUACAAAUACAUUUUGUUUACUUAAUUAAAAAAGUCAUAUACUGUAUAUAUAAAAUCUAUUCUCAUACAA